AUGAAGUUGGAGGAAAAGCUUGAGCACAAUGAGAGCCUUGUUGGAAAAAGUCGACCGUGUCUCAAUGACACGCAUCAGGCAAACGGGAAACCUAUAGCUAAUGGGAAUCUGAGAGCAAAUGGGAACGUGGAAGUCUAUGAAAAGCAGGAGGCAAAUGGCAAGGGUGACAGGCUCAGGAAAUGUCUCAACCUGUACACCUGGCAGGAGAUCCAGAAACACAAUCAGGAAACCGACCAGUGGCUGGUGAUUGAUCGCAAGGUUUACAAUGUGACUGACUGGGCAGGCAAGCAUCCAGGUGGGCAUCGGGUUCUCAACCACUAUGCUGGGGAAGAUGCAACGGAUGCCUUCAGGGCCAUGCAUCUGGAUCUGAGUAUCGUGCAGCUAUACCUUAAACCACUUCUCAUUGGAGAACUUUCUCCAGAAGAACCCAGCCAGGAGAAAAACAAAAAUCCGCAGUUGGUGGAAGAUUUCCGUGAAUUGCGCAAGACGUUAGAGGACAUGAAUAUGUUCAGUGCCAACCUGUGGUUCUUCUUUCUCCACCUUGCCCAGAUCUUGAUUUUGGAAGUCUUAGCAUGGCUAAUACUACGUCAUUUUGGCAGUGGCUGGAUUGUUACAAUACUUAUUUCCUUUCUUCUUACAGUUUCUCAGGCUCAAAGUUCAUUUUUACAACAUGACAUAGGACACCUUUCCAUGUUUAAGAAGUCCAAGUGGAACCAUCUGAUGCACAAAUUUGUAAUGUGUCAUCUCAAGGGCCUGUCAGCUGAUUGGUGGAAUUAUCGACACUUCCAGCAUCAUGUAAAACCAAAUAUCUACCCCAAGGAUCCAGACAUUGAUGUAGGACCACUUUUUCUGCUUGGAGAUACUCAGCCUAUCAAGUAUGGCAAGAAGAAAAUAAAAUACAUUGACUAUGAGAAGCAGCACCUGUACUUCUACAUGGUUGCACUCCCCCUCCUCAUGCCUGUCUACUUUAAUUUGCAAUCCAUGCAAGUGAUGUAUCUUCGAAAGUACUGGACGGACAUUGUGUGGGUCAGCAGCUUUUACAUUCGCUAUUUCAUCACAUUUGGCCCUUUCUAUGGAAUUUUCGGAACAGUGUUGCUCAUAUAUUUGGUCAAGUUUAUUGAGAGCCCCUGGAUUGCGUAUGUUACCCAGAUGAGCCACAUACCAAUGAAAAUGAGCAGGGAAGAGAACCUGGACUGGCUCAGCACUCAGAUUGUGGCCACCUGUAAUAUUGAACAGUCAUUUUUCAAUGACUGGUUCACUGGACAUUUGAAUUUCCAAAUUGAACACCACCUCUUUCCCACAAUGCCACGCCAUAAUUACCACAAAGUGGCACCUCUGGUGAAGUCACUGUGCACCAAGCAUGGAUUGCAGUAUAUAAAUAAGCCCAUAUUGAAGGCAUUUGGAGACAUUGUCAGGUCCUUGAAGAAGUCUGCUGCCCUCUGGAUGGAUGCUUACUAUGAAUGA
This is a messenger RNA of Rattus rattus (black rat), 1464 nucleotides long. RefSeq names its product fatty acid desaturase 2-like protein FADS2P1. Gene Ontology annotation, molecular function: oxidoreductase activity, acting on paired donors, with oxidation of a pair of donors resulting in the reduction of molecular oxygen to two molecules of water. Gene Ontology annotation, cellular component: membrane. Lineage: Eukaryota; Metazoa; Chordata; Mammalia; Rodentia; Muridae. Bases 1 to 1464 code for a protein of 487 amino acids. Gene Ontology annotation, biological process: lipid metabolic process. The record is from RefSeq and is a predicted model, not a curated record. The transcript is spliced from 12 exons.